AUGGCUCCCAAUAUACCAGUUCCUCGCAAACGGCUUUUGACCACCGAAAUAGAUGCCAUCGCCGAGAGUAAUCCCGAGAGACGAUUCUGUGUAAUGCCCAGAGGCUCGGAGCUCUCAGAUGGUUUACAAGAAAUUUCGAUUAAGGCUCUCUCUCGUGGCAUCAACUUCUUAUGCUGGUGGAUAGAAGCGCAAACUGGUAUAGAUGCACCUGUUGGGUCAACGGUGGCAUACAUGGGUGCCAAUGAUAUUCGCUACUUUAUUUUCAUCGUGGCAUGUCAUAAGACUGGCUACAAGCCAUUGCUACUCUCGAGUAAGAACUCCGAUGAAGCUCAACUGUACUUGCUACAUGAGACUAAGUGUAACCGGUUCUUUUACACUGCGGAGAGGGAGCGGAAGGUAGCAGAGCUUAAACAACUCUGUCCCGAACUAAAUAUCAUCGAAUUACCCAGAUUAGAUGCCAUCUUGAAGGGGCAAGAGGGUUCACGCUUCUACCCCUUUACUCAAUCUUACGAGGAGGCUGAGGAUGAGGUUUUCCUCAUUGUGCACAGUUCUGGAUCAACAGGAAUGCCCAAGCCUAUUGCCCUGACCCACGGCUAUUUCAGUGCCUUGGAUGCCAUUGUCCAUCUCCCUCGUCCGGGCGACCGGAGACUUACUAUCUUCUGUGAUCUCAGCCCGGAUAACCUUGUUCUCAGCGUAGUUCCGUUCUUUCAUAUGAUGGGGAUCGUCGCUUUCACCACGUCUAUCUUCCACUCCGUACCUUUCCUCUAUGGGCCAGAGAAGCCACUUUCGGUUGACUUCUUAACGGACCUUAUUAAAUUUGGUCGACCAACUACAGCGCUUCUUCCCCCGUCAAUCCUUGACGAUGUUUCCUUGUCCGAAGAAGCCCUGCUCACGUUGGGCACAAUGGAGAGUGUUUACUUUGGUGGAGCACCACUCUCAUCAGAAACAGGUGACAAGGUCCGCAAAUACACGAAACUGAUCACAGCACUGGGAUCUACCGAAACCAAUCUCAUCCCUUCCAUAGUUCCCGAAAAGGACGAAGAUUAUGGUUAUCUCGAGUGGAAUCCUAAUUACGGCGCUGUUAUGGAGCCUGUCGGAGAUGAUAUCUAUGAGCUGGUCAUUCCUCGCCCGACCACACGCGAUUAUCACGGCAUCUGUCAUACUUUCCCUUCGUUCACUGAGUACCAUACUAAGGAUCUAUUCACACGACAUCCGUCUAAUCCCCGACUAUGGAAGCAUCAUGGUCGCCUAGACGACGUCAUCGUUCUGAGUAAUGGGUUCAAGUUCAAUCCUGUCAUACUGGAAACCAUGAUCGAGGCGCAUCCUCUUAUAUCCCGGGCAUUGGUGGUCGGAAAGGGACAAUUCCACACUGCUCUGCUGGUCGAGCCAUACUGGGAUGCAUUUGACUCAUACCUUGACCCCAAUUCUUUCAUUGAUGAUGUCUGGCCUGCGAUCGAGGAGGCAAACAAAACUAUAGCCGCCCACGGACGUAUCAUGAAAGACAAGAUCGCUCUUUCUAAGAGGGAUAAGCCAUUCCAGACCACACCAAAGGGUUCGACGCGAAGGGCUGCUGUAGUCAAAGACUACGCCAAUGAGAUUGAUGCCAUUUAUACCAUGAGUGACGAGGGAACCCUUGCAGUGGACGAGCUUCCAGCAAACCCAGACCUGUCUAAUCUUAGUGAAUACAUUCAUGACUUGGUUACUAAGACCCUCCAACGAUCUGGCUUUGGUCCCCAGGAAGACCUCUACAAACUUGGUCUCGACUCUUUGCAAACCAUCCAGGUCGCUAAGUAUCUACGCAGCGCUUUAUUUGCCCACUGCGGUGGCCCAAGUGCGGUAGAGUUGACGACCCAAAUGGUUUACGCAAAUCCGACCGUGGAGAAGUUGGCCCAGCUGCUUCUGCGGGUGCUGAACGGUGACAAUGCGACAGAUGUCUCCCGCCCAGAGAAGCUCAACAGUCUCACUGAAAAGUACACAUCCAGCUUACCCAUUCAAGCCUCCAUGACAGAUCAGACUACAAAAGCCCCUACAAAAUCUCCAAUCAUCCUAACAGGCUCGACCGGUUCUUUGGGAACCUAUCUCCUGCACACCCUCCUCGAAGACCCGAGCAUCGCCAAAGUAUACUGCUUCAACCGAAGCGACGCUCAAUCCAAACAAGAGACGAUCUUCCAACAAAAAGGCCUUCAUAUCAUUCCAAACGCCCUUGAGAAGGUGGAAUAUCUCACCGUCUCUUUUAGUGAUCCACAUUUCGGUCUCCCCUUGCCCAAGUACAACGCCCUCCUUACCACGGUAACAACAAUAAUCCACAACGCCUGGAAAGUCGACUUCAACCACAGCGUCGACUCAUUCGAAGACCCGCACAUUCGCAGCGUACGGCACUUCAUUGACUUUAGUCUCCGAAGUACUCAUCAUGCGCACGUCCACUUUAUCUCAUCAGUGGGCACUGUAGGCGCCUGGACUUGGGACAUGGGAUCAACCAUCCCUGAAAGCCCACUUGAAGACAGCAAGGCAUGUCCGAGUCAAGGAUACGGGGAGUCCAAGUACAUCUCCGAACGGAUAUGUCAUGAGGCAAGCCGCAGGUCGGGCGUCCCGACUACCGUAUAUCGCGUGGGGCAGAUAGCAGGUCCAACCACAAUAGAAGGUCUAUGGAAUCCCAAAGACUGGCUGCCUACUAUUAUCAAGACAUCAAAGGCAAUAGGACUAGUUCCGGGCACGCUAGGUUCGAGGUCUGUUGAUUGGAUUGCCGUGGACACCCUCGCCCGCAUAAUAACCGAAGUCAUCCACACUCGCGCCGUUACAGUGUCUUCUGCUUCGCCACACGCAGUAUUUCACCUUGUCAACCCAUCAAAAACAACCUGGGAAGCACUCGUCCCUACCGUCCAGGACAUGUACCCGGACAUGGAACCGGUGGGUUUCACAACGUGGGUAAAACACCUCGAAAAAUUGAGCAUGAAAAGCCCAUCCGAGCAGGAGAUCGCGGAGAAGCCUGCCCUCAAGCUACUCGAAUUCUACCGUGAGUUUGCGGAAGGUGCCACGCUCUUGGUGCCGCUUGAAGUGGACAGGGCAAAGGAGGCAAGCGAAACAAUGGCUGCACUGGGGCCUGUUACGGGAGAUGAUAUGAGGAAUUGGUUGAAGCAGUGGUCGUUCUAAGGUUGUUGUUGACUUGGAGCUCAGUGUUGCGGGGCUAUAAACGAAGUAACAAUCAUCUCGCUGGUGAAAUUGAGUUGUACGGUGUUUUUUAGGAUCAAGUAAGCACUUCAAGCCAUAGCGAAAGGGACGUACAACGGCUGUCUAUGCUUGCCGAUUUCGAUUUCCUCGCGCCUUCCUACUGUCCGUCCUGGCUGAAAUUAUUACUUCUGGGCCGCCGAAUAGACUUGUUUCUUGGUCAACUUAACAUCUUACAAUCUCUACUAUCAUCAAUCCAAUUGUUCGGUCUUUUCAAAGAACCAAUAUCUGCUCACAUU
This is a messenger RNA of Aspergillus piperis CBS 112811, 3464 nucleotides long. RefSeq names its product acetyl-CoA synthetase-like protein. The coding region runs from base 1 to 3150 and encodes 1049 amino acids. The transcript is spliced from 4 exons. Lineage: Eukaryota; Fungi; Ascomycota; Eurotiomycetes; Eurotiales; Aspergillaceae. The record is from RefSeq and is a predicted model, not a curated record.